Messenger RNA from Rhizophagus irregularis DAOM 181602=DAOM 197198, 316 nucleotides. The record is from RefSeq and is a predicted model, not a curated record. NCBI's taxonomy places the organism in Eukaryota, Fungi, Glomeromycota, Glomeromycetes, Glomerales, Glomeraceae.
CAGAAAAUUUCAAAUUGUUAGAUGUUCGAUAUAAUCUUAUGAAAAGUUUAAUACUUGGUGAUUGCGAUCGUUUAAUAAAAUUUAUAUUAUUUGGAUACGAAGAAACUGCCAAAAGUAAAAUUGAUUACAGACAUGUACCAAGUAAUAAAUUAUGGCCAGGAAAAAAGUUUUUAAAGAAUGAUGACCUUGACUUUGGCAAAAGAGAAGAUGAGCUAAAAAUGCCAGAAAAUAAUAUGGAACUAGUAAUUUAUUAUUGUAGAGGUAAAUCUAACUUUAUGAUGCAAUAUUAUUGAUUACAAUCAAAAUAACAUUAUUU